Molecule: messenger RNA, 3797 nt
Organism: Vollenhovia emeryi
Lineage: Eukaryota; Metazoa; Arthropoda; Insecta; Hymenoptera; Formicidae
Product: G-protein coupled receptor Mth2-like
Exons: 6
Coding region: 1041-3194 (717 amino acids)
Biological process (GO): cell surface receptor signaling pathway; G protein-coupled receptor signaling pathway
Cellular component (GO): membrane
Molecular function (GO): G protein-coupled receptor activity
Source: RefSeq, a predicted model, not a curated record
UUUUUUUGUAGAAUUUUGUAGAAUUAUCUCCGGCGGGGAAAAGAAGGGAACUCUGUGUAUUAAAUGUCCUUUUUCGAUAGAUUCAUAAAAACGAUAAUUACAUAUUUAUAAUGUGGACCUGUGGGGAUCGGUUACUCUACUCCAUAAUUGUAUUAUAAGUGAACGCACAUGUACGCUAUGUUAUCGCGUGUGAAAUGUAUGUUAUCACUAUCUAUUCCACCCAUUAAUAUGGAGCACAAAUAGGUGGCAUAGGUAUGAAUCAGCCAGGAGCGUGCUUUUUUCCUGCACGCACGAUUCCGAUAUCUCUGUGAUUAGCAAUGAUGCAACCAACUACGCAUAUAUACUACGCUUCCUGAUACAAUUUAAUCCUUGGUAUUCGGUCCACGUUAUUUCGAGGAAAGCGCGAGAUCGAGAGAGUCCUUCCGACGAGGGAAGCCCGGAUCGCAGGCCAAGCUAAGAACCUGUCUCGGCGCCCCUCGAGCCAUCACUACCUUCGAUUUCCCGUAAAACAAAUGUUAAUGAUUCCCCCCAUUGAGUGCGGCGCGAGAUACGGGCGGCGUGUGGAAACCGGUUUGUACGUAGCGCGUUUCGUUGUAUCCGCAAUGAUCAGGCAUCGUCGCUUACAGGGUGGGAAAAAAGUAUACGCGAGUAACGGUAAAAUACGAUGCAACAAUAUUAUCUCAAUCUUCAAUAACGCAUCUUUCUCACGCAGCCGAGCGCGGCAGCGCGACGAGAUCGAGGGAGAAUCGGCUGCGGGAAUCGGCGCGAGACCUUUCCUACGCCCGGGUACCAUCGAUUAAUAGCUUUUUGGAGAUAAAUCUGCCGGGCCUGUAUACAAAGUAACACCUGGUGAAACUUGAAAACUCUGUUACCCGCCGUUGUCCGACCGCCCGUGAAUCUAUUCUCAGUUUUCGCGCGGGUCCUCGUGAAACUAUAAUGCCUUCCCGCUGGAGCAUUAAAUAUCUAAACAGGCAGGCGUCUAAAUUUACGUUGCCGCCGGAUUGGUCAAGCUGCCAUCCAUAGACCGCGGAAAUUUGUCAAUGAGGUUCUCUCUUUUUCUUUUUUCGAACCGCCCUGUAUACGCGGCUUCGCAGCAGGUAGCCUGCUUCUCUAACGCCGCCGGCUCGUUGUCUGGUAGUCUCGUCUCGUUGCUCACGCGAGUACGCGCGCCUCUCGCGCGCUCUUCCUCCGUCCGUCACCAGGAAAAUUUGCGAUACUGUUGCGGUCGCCGGACAUCUGACUACGAAGACUGCUGCGAGGGAAAAUCAAGGCGGUUUAGUGAAUUGGACGUGUCCAACGUGUCGACGAUGCGUCGACGGGAUCUCGCACUCUGGUGUUGCACGCUUCUAUUCGUCCUCGCCUCCUCGUCCAGACUGCCGGGGAAUUCCACGACGGCGAGCGAUAAUGAGCGGGACGAUUCCACAGUGCGGUACGAGAUUCACGCUGAUGUUACCGCGACGAAUCGUGGCGACAAUGUGGAGGCGGUGAUGAGAUACGCGCGUGAAAAUUCCACCCGGAACAACGACGACGUACAGUUUCGCGAUGACACCGCGAAUAACGGCCACGAAGAUAGUGACUCGGCGCAGCACGAAUUUCACGCGCGUCCCACGAAGGAACGCAAGGGGGGCGGCAAUCGAACGCUGAUAGAGCUUGACGCGAAUUUCACGCAGGCCGACGAGAUCAACUCCACAUCGCGCGAGUCCUCGGAGAAUUUUAUGCAAGCCGAGGACAGGAGCAAUUUCACGUUGUACGAGCUCGUUGGCAAGUUCUAUCAGGAUGAUAAAAAGGAUGUUGUUCCUUACGAGGCGUGCGAGAACGACACCUGCAUUAUGCUCUGCUGCCCCCCCGGCCAUCACUUCAUUAAGGAGCAAUGCAUUACCGGGAACACUUACUUUCCCCUCCCGGAGGUGUACGAGUACACGACGGGCGAUCCGCUCGAGGGAAGUUCGAUCGGCAAAAGGCUGAACCAAGUGUUUCAGCUGACCGUCCACGAUCCGUGCAUAGUGCACGAACACUACGUGCUCGAGCCUAACAUUGAUUUAAAUGACACGUAUAGGUUCCUCGUCAACGGCUCUCUGCAUCUACCGUAUACCGACCAGUUAAUCGACGAUACAUACUGCCUCGCCGUCAUGGCCCACGACAAGUACGAGAUAGCCGUUUGCAUUACAUCGGACGACGUUGUCCUGCAAGAGGAUGGAUACCCCGUGGGUCUGAUAAUAUCCUUGCCGUUCCUACUGGCGACAUUCGUCGUGUAUUCCAUACUGCCGGAGCUCCAGAACAUGCACGGCUACACGCUGCGCGGAUACGUUGGCUCAUUGUUCGUCGCGUACACGGUCCUCGCGGUAGCUCAGCUGAUCCCCGAUCAGAGAAUAGUAACGGACACCAUCUGCAUCACAUUUGCCUUCAUCAUCCACUUCUCGUUUCUGGCAAGUUUCUUCUGGCUAAACGUUAUGUGCUUCGACAUUUGGUGGACAUUCGGAGGGUUCCGUUCGUUACAAGGAAGCAUGAAGCAGCGUGAGAGAAAAAAGUUUGUCAUGUAUUCGAUUUACGCAUGGGGAAGCGCUUCCAUCCUCACUAUCGUUUGUGCCAUCAUGGAUUUCGUUCCCAGCGUGCCAAAGGAAUUGAUCCGACCGGAGAUUGGUGCCACGAAGUGUUGGUUCAACACGGACGAGGCGAGGGCGAUAUAUUUUUACGGGCCCAUGAGUGUUACCGUUAUCUGCAACAUUUGCCUGUUUAUCUCUACGGCGCUAAAAAUUGUGCGCCACAAGAAAGACACGGCUCAUCAUUUGAGAAGCUCGGAAAGCAGACGCCACGACGACAAUAAGCAAUGGUUCAAUCUGUAUCUGAAGUUGUUCAUCGUGAUGGGCAUAAAUUGGUCCAUGGAAAUAAUAUCAUGGUUAUUCAAGAGCGCGCCGCCGUACGUCUGGUAUCUCACCGAUCUGACAAACACCCUGCAAGGCCUCAUCAUUUUCAUCAUAUUCGUAUGGAAGGAAAAGAUUAAACGGCUGCUGUUGAAGCGAUUCAGUUGCCAGGAUCGCGGUUUAUUCUCGAGAAACUCGACGCACAGCGGCGUUCACAGCUCAGCCUCGCGCACCUGCACCACCACGUCGGGGAUGCUGUCGCUGCAGGAGAAGGUCAAUCCCUACGUGCAAACAAAUUGCCGCGCGAAGAGCUCGUCCGAUGAGGCUGAAUAAUGUUGUAACCUGAGAAAAUGAUUCAAUUAUGUGAAUCAGACGAAUGAUUAAUGAGUAAUUGGGCGAUGCCGUAAUUUAAUUCUCUCGAGAAUUAUCUUAACAUUGCUCGCGUUGAUCUCUUUAUUUUGGAACGACGAGAUUGAUGGUUUCCGUCGUUCUCGUUCUUUAUAUUCCUUUAAAAAUGUACUUACCAAGGUUUUUUUAUCUAUUUCACAAUCCAAAGAUGAGAGAAAUUAACUAAAUUACUCUGCAUCCAUUAUCGACCUCGUUGAAGUAGCAAGUGUAUUGUAUAUCAUGUACAUUGACUGCCGUACGCCAUAAUGUCGUAUAAAUUUAUUUUAAUGUGUAGAGUUACGUCAUCAUUAUAUCACCAUCGAUAAUGUCUUGAUAAAAAGGCUACGGAUAACCAACUGAUUUCAACUUCAAUUCUAGCACAUUGAUUGUGCAUCAGAGAGACUGUAUUUUACAUUCUCUUUUCUUUUAUAUUUAUUUUCGUUAUAUCAACACGUGGUCUACAUUUCCACCGCACAAAUAAGUGUUUAAUAUUAUUAAAUCAUUUCAAGAAAAAGAAAACAAAUGUUUAUAUAAAUAGAUAAAAUUUUU